Molecule: messenger RNA, 1359 nt
Organism: Glycine soja
Lineage: Eukaryota; Viridiplantae; Streptophyta; Magnoliopsida; Fabales; Fabaceae
Product: thioredoxin domain-containing protein PLP3A-like
Exons: 9
Coding region: 197-892 (231 amino acids)
Cellular component (GO): cytoplasm
Source: RefSeq, a predicted model, not a curated record
CUUGCACGUUCUCCCUCUUUUAAGCGCUUUUUUUUUUUUUUUUCUUCUACCUCCGUUUCUCCGUCUCCACAUUUCUCCUUCACGAACUCCCGAUUUUUCUUCCUCUUCAAUCUCGUCCCUCUCUGUCUCUCCAUCCUUAAAUAUACACAACAUCUUCUAAGGAGAAAGGGGUUCCGAAAGUUACGAUAAAAUAAAAAUGGAUCCAAACGCGGUGAAGUCCACUCUCUCCAAUCUGGCGUUUGGAAACGUAAUGGCGGCAGCUGCCCGUGAUUAUCAGAAGGAAUUGCAUGCUCAAGAGAAGACACAUGCAUCAAGUUCAGUACAUCAGGAGGUUGACCUUGACGAGUUAAUGGAUGAUCCUGAGUUGGAAAAAUUGCAUGCAGAUAGGAUUGCAGCUCUUAAGAAAGAAGCAGAGAAACGGGAGGAAUGGAAGAAGAAAGGUCAUGGAGAAUUUAGGGAAGUAACCGAGGGUGAUUUCUUAGGCGAAGUCACAGGAAGUGAAAAAGUGAUUUGUCACUUCUACCAUAAGGAGUUCUAUAGAUGCAAGAUAAUGGAUAAGCAUUUAAAGUCUCUUGCACCAAAGCAUAUCGAUACAAAGUUCAUCAAGCUUGAUGCAGAGAAUGCACCAUUCUUUGUUACAAAACUGGCUAUCAAGACUUUACCCUGCGUCAUACUGUUCAGACAAGGAGUAGCAGUAGAUAGAUUGGUAGGAUUUCAAGAUGUGGGAGGUAAAGAUGAUUUUACCACAAGAACGCUGGAGGCUCUGCUGAUAAAGAAAGGUAUAAUUGAGGUGAAGAAAGCUGAGGAUGAUGAAGAUGAUGAAUAUCAAGACAGUACACGUAGAGUUGUAAGAUCCUCCAUGAUUGCUGGUUCUGAUUCUGAUUCUGAUUAAAAUUAAUCAGCUGGUGGCAUUAAAAGAAGAAUCCUCUGUUUAUCUUUUCUUCAUAUCCUUUUGGAUUUCGGGCUUGUAUAAUCUUUGCUGCACUUGUGGUUUGUUUGCUUUUGGGAAGUGGUUUGAUGAAUCCAUAGCAAUCAUACAGAAGCUAUACUGCGCUACAACUGUUGUAUGAACCUGUCCCUGUAGGAAAUUGCUAACGUUUCUCGCAUCCGAGGGGUAUCAAAAGUUAGAACUUCAUUUGUAACAGUAGAAAUUGAUAUAGGUUUUCUAAAAUGGAUUUAAUUAUUGUUCAUCGUGAGUGCAUUAGAAGCCACUAAAAUUGGGCCAGGGCUUGAAUGGUACUAAACUGUGAGUGCAUUAUAGAAAGGGAGUAUGCAUGAAAUCGUAGUAGCAUACCAAACUUCAUUAUCAUAUUUUUUCAUUGUUACAUCAAAAUAUAUGAUUAUACAAUUUUAAAUGAA